Apodemus sylvaticus (European woodmouse) is the source of this 2248-nucleotide messenger RNA. It is a transcript of the gene Rbmx2, whose product is annotated as RNA binding motif protein X-linked 2. NCBI's taxonomy places the organism in Eukaryota, Metazoa, Chordata, Mammalia, Rodentia, Muridae. The record is from RefSeq and is a predicted model, not a curated record. Gene Ontology annotation, biological process: mRNA splicing, via spliceosome. Gene Ontology annotation, molecular function: RNA binding. The transcript is spliced from 6 exons. Gene Ontology annotation, cellular component: catalytic step 2 spliceosome; U2 snRNP; precatalytic spliceosome. Bases 102 to 1580 code for a protein of 492 amino acids.
UUCCACUGGCUCCAAUCUGAGCUGGGUGCUCGGGUUGCGCGAACGCUUCGGAGCCUCACCCGGAAGCUGUUGUCUUAAGAGAGCCGCGCGAAGAUGCGAACAUGAACCCUUUAACUAAGGUGAAGCUGAUCAACGAACUCAAUGAGCGAGAGGUUCAACUUGGGGUGGCAGAAAAGGUUUCUUGGCACUCGGAAUACAAAGACAGCGCCUGGAUCUUUCUUGGAGGGCUUCCUUAUGAACUGACAGAAGGAGACAUCAUCUGUGUGUUUUCACAAUAUGGGGAGAUUGUCAACAUUAAUCUUGUGAGAGACAAGAAGACUGGGAAAUCCAAAGGAUUCUGUUUCCUGUGCUAUGAAGAUCAGAGGAGCACAGUUCUGGCUGUUGACAAUUUCAAUGGAAUUAAGAUUAAAGGAAGAACUAUUCGUGUGGACCAUGUGGCAAACUACCGGGCUCCUGAGGAAUCAGAAGAUGUGGAUGAUGUGACUAGAGAGCUCCAGGAGAAGGGCUGUGGGGUGAAAACGCCCCCAUCAAGUCCUCCUGAAGUCUCUGAAGACGAAGAUGUCAAGCUCACCAAAAAGCACAAAAAAGACAAAAAAGAGAAAAAGAAAAAAAAGAAAGAAAAAGAGAAGACUGAACACCAGGUCCAGGCAGAGCUGCCAUCCCACUCCAGAAGCACGACAGGAAAGGAAAAGGAAAAGAAGCACAGCAGCAAGACCUCAGAGAGAGCACAGAAGCCUGAAGAUAGAGAGAGGAAGGAGAGUCACUCGGGUUCCCCUGAUGGCAAGAGUUCCUACCGCGGUAGAGAGAGGAAGGAGAGUCACUCGGGUUCCCCUGAUGGCAAGAGUUCCUACCGCAGUAGAGAGAGGAAAGAGAGUCACUCGGGUUCCCCUGAUGGCAAGAGUUCCUACCGCGGUAGAGAGAGGAAGGAGAGUCACUCGGGUUCCCCUGAUGGCAAGAGUUCCUACCGCAGUAGAGAGAGGAAGGAGAGUUACUCGGGUUCCCCUGAUGGCAAGAGUUCCUACCGCAGUAGAGAGAGGAAGGAGAGUCACUCGGGUUCCCCUGAUGGCAAGAGUUCCUACCGCAGUAGAGAGAGGAAGGAGAGUCACUCGGGUUCCCCUGAUGGCAAGAGUUCCUACCGCAGUAGAGAGAGGAAGGAGAGUCACUCGGGUUCCCCUGAUGGCAAGAGUUCCUACCGCGGUAGAGAGAGGAAGGAGAGUCACUCGGGUUCCCCUGAUGGCAAGAGUUCCUACCGCAGUAGAGAGAGGAAGGAGAGUCACUCGGGUUCCCCUGAUGGCAAGAGCUCCUACCGUGGGAGGGCAGAGGACCCUGAGUGGGAGGCAAAGAAAGAGAAACCCAAGCAUGAGCACAAGUCCUCAAGCAGGAGGGAGGGAGAAGAAAAGAGCAGAGACAAGGAUAGAGGGAGGAGCUCAGGCACUCAUUCCAGCAGGCACAGUGGCCAUUCUGAAGGGCGGAGUCAUAGAAGUAGGAGUAGGAGUCCAGAUAAGUCCCAUAGGCACAAAAAGCACAGGCACUCUCGGGAGCGGGAGUACUUCCAUGCCAGUGACCGUAGACAUUACUGAAGCCUGCUUCAGCUGCACGGUUCUUUGAAAAUGAGUUUCGUUGCAUAAUGUCAGUUUCUCUUUGUUGUUAUUUCUAUAUAUAAAGAUUUGGGGGCUGAAUACUUUCAAUCCCUUACCUGACAGUUAUUGAAAAGGCUAUAGUUUCAAAAACCUGACAAACAUGAUCCAUUGUCACUGGGAAGAUACUUAGUACUGACCAAAGUGUGUACCUAAAAUUUGGUUUAUAAAUUUGGCCUUUAAACUCAUAAACCUCUGAUUUAAAAUGAGAUUGCCAGGGAAGUCAAAACACAAGGCAAUGCUGGAGUUCUAUUCUUCAUGUUAGAUAUUUAGAGCCCAGCACUGUAGGAACCUAUCAGAUUGGCAGGUACAACUGUAAAGAGGUGUAGCUCGUGAGAUUUGAAGAGCUUGCUAAGGAUGUGAUAGGAUUCUUAAGGCCAGCCAGUACCUUCCUCUUUACAUUCCUUUUCUGUUUGUCUUGCCCUGCCAGGGAUGGAACCCAGGCCUUUGCACAUGCCAAGCGCUGUGCUAUUCAGCUCUAGCCCAGUUCCCUUUAUUUUGUUUUUAGUUUUUGAUGGUUACAUACAUGUCUAUGUAUUUUUACUUUGUAACUUAUUUAUUUGUAUUGAGAUGAAAUUCAUAUAAAAUAAAGUUAACCAUUCUAAACAGUU